Molecule: messenger RNA, 861 nt
Organism: Eruca vesicaria subsp. sativa (arugula)
Lineage: Eukaryota; Viridiplantae; Streptophyta; Magnoliopsida; Brassicales; Brassicaceae
Source: the annotation of a GenBank genome assembly
AUGGCGGCAACAUCACCACUCUACAAUCAGCUCAAGGAUGCUGAACCAUUUUUCUUGUUGGCUGGUCCAAAUGUGAUCGAAUCCGAGGAACAUAUUCUUCGAAUGGCAAAGCACAUCAAACACAUUGCCACAAAAGUUGGGUUGCCACUGGUUUUCAAGUCAAGUUUUGAUAAAGCUAACAGAACUUCCUCAAAGUCCUUCCGGGGUCCUGGCAUGGCUGAGGGUCUCAAGAUUCUUGAGAAGGUGAAAUUAGCAUAUGACCUACCAAUUGUAACUGAUGUUCAUGAGGCGUAUCAGUGUGAAGAAGUUGGCAAGGUUGCAGAUAUAAUUCAGAUACCAGCAUUCUUAUACCUUCUGGUUGCGGCGGCCCAAACCGGAAAAAUUAUCAAUAUUAAGAAAGGACAGUUUUGUGCUCCUUCUGUGAUGGAAAAUUCGGCCGAGAAAGUCAGAUUGGCUGGAAAUCCGAAUGUGAUGGUUUGUGAAAGAGGAACCAUGUUUGGAUACAAUGAUUUGAUAGUAGAUCCACGAAACUUUGAAUGGAUGAGGGAAGCUAACUGUCCUGUUGUUGCUGAUAUAACCCAUGCACUACAACAACCUGCAGGCAAAAAGUUGGAAGGUGGUGGUGUUGCUAGUGGAGGCCUUCGGGAGUUAAUACCCUGCAUUGCCAGAACAGCUGUUGCAGUUGGCGUCGAUGGAAUUUUUAUGGAGGUUCAUGAUGAUCCUCUAAGUGCUCCAGUUGAUGGUCCAACUCAAUGGCCUUUGCGUCAUUUAGAAGAACUCCUAGAGGAGCUCAUUGCGAUUGCUAGGGUCACAAAAGGGAAGCAGCGAUUCCAGAUCGAUCUCACACCUUACCGCGACUAG